Molecule: messenger RNA, 465 nt
Organism: Pochonia chlamydosporia 170
Lineage: Eukaryota; Fungi; Ascomycota; Sordariomycetes; Hypocreales; Clavicipitaceae
Product: chitin binding domain-containing protein
Exons: 1
Coding region: 1-465 (154 amino acids)
Source: RefSeq, a predicted model, not a curated record
AUGCGUUCCUUCACUCUUGUAUUUGCUACGCUCGCGGCGUUUGCCGCCACCGGCGUGUCCGCCCACGGUUUUAUGUCGAAGCCAUUCUGCCGCGGCUGCGAGAAAGCAAACAUUAAAGUAGACGAUCUCAAGAACCCUAACGUCGGAGACCAGAUCUGCCGCGGCGAACCGGCCGGCAAAGUGACCGACGUCGGCCGUCAACUCACGCUUGGCCUCACCAUCACUGCGCCGCAUGUAGGCCCGUGUGAGGUGUACAUCCUCAAACCGGACCUCAGCAACGCAAACAUAGCCAAGCCUGUCGCUUCGAAACAGGACUGCGCUGCACCAGGCAAGGUGGGCCCGAUGACGGUCAACAUCCCGGGCAAGAUCUCUGGCCGCAGGGUCCUCCGCUGGAAGUGGCAGGCCUGCCACGUCACGCCGUGCGAGCAGUACGAGAACUGUGCCGACAUCAACGUCGGCGGUUAG